Molecule: messenger RNA, 414 nt
Organism: Pieris macdunnoughi
Lineage: Eukaryota; Metazoa; Arthropoda; Insecta; Lepidoptera; Pieridae
Source: the annotation of a GenBank genome assembly
AUGGCCGACUACGAUGAUAUAAAUGUCGACGAUGAAGUCGGUUACGAGUACGAUACGACGAAGAUACCGGAAAUAGUUACGCCGGACGACAUGACCGAAUCCGGGUACCAGGAAUCGGAAAAAAGUUACGGUGACCGCCGGGAUUCUAAGGAGGGAUUCGGGGGGGAAGGUGACUCUGAUAGUGGGGUGGACGGUGUUAGUAGCGGGUGCAGCACGGUGGACGAUUGCCCUGUUGUGUCGAUCAAUGAUGUGAUCGCGUAUUAUGACGAUAUCCGGCCCAGGCGUCGGUAUGCUCCCCAACUCAACUACUACCAUGUGGACAUUGAGAGGAUGGCAUUGGACGCUGUUGUUCAGAUGGAGACACAACAGUUUGCGCAUAGUAAAGAGGAAAAGACUAGGAGGAGAAAACACUAA